Molecule: messenger RNA, 339 nt
Organism: Monascus purpureus
Lineage: Eukaryota; Fungi; Ascomycota; Eurotiomycetes; Eurotiales; Aspergillaceae
Source: the annotation of a GenBank genome assembly
AUGGGUAAUCCAAAGCUAUAUACGGCGAUAAAGAAAGCAUCAUUUUCGAAGUCACCGGCCAGCAACUUCCAGCGCAAUGUGGUGUACGCUCGACCGGAUGCUUCCAGAAGCUAUGUUAGCAAUGUUUAUGUUGCCACACUCCGAGAUGACGAUAUUGCAGACGUCAAAGAAGCCGCGAAGCAAGUUCGAGUCGACAACGACACUGUUGACUGGGACUGUCAGGACUAUGUGCUUGAGCUGCUUGAUAAGUUGGAAGACGAGUUCAUCCUAGAAGAGGACGACGAGGACUAUCGCGAGGCUAGGAAGGAAUUGAAGAAGAGAAGGGGAGCAAUUCUCUAA